AUGUUUGAGCAGCUCAGUUUUUCUCUCGAACUUUUAGGUGGGGUGAAGGCGGGGCAGUGGCAGGUGCUCUACAAGCAGGACGUUGUGGGAAGCACUGCCUUUGCCCGGCCAAACGCAAAGGCUGGUAUCAUCACCCAGGAGGAGUUUGAGAAGCUCGAGCAGGGCCUGCAUGAGAUCGAAAAGGAGUGGGAGGCUGGCACUUUCACCAUCGUCUCUGGAGCUGAUGAGGACAUCUUCACUGCCAACGAGCGCCAAUUCGACGAGAUUAUUUGCAUAAACAUUGCUGGCAAGCUUCACACCGGCCGCAGCCGCAAUGAACAUGUGUCUACGGGCAUGCCCAUGAACGAGCUGUCGUUUGAGCAGCUCAAGGCCACUGACAGCCGCUUCGAGGAGGACAUUGCCGAGGCGUUUGUGUUUGAGACGAGCGUGGAGGGGUGGUCGGCGGCCGAGAGCGGCACGAGCAAGUCGUCGGUGCUGGAGUAG
Messenger RNA from Trichoderma citrinoviride, 483 nucleotides. RefSeq lists its product as hypothetical. Bases 1 to 483 code for a protein of 160 amino acids. Gene Ontology annotation, cellular component: cytosol. NCBI's taxonomy places the organism in Eukaryota, Fungi, Ascomycota, Sordariomycetes, Hypocreales, Hypocreaceae. Gene Ontology annotation, molecular function: argininosuccinate lyase activity. The record is from RefSeq and is a predicted model, not a curated record. The transcript is spliced from 3 exons.